UUCCAUGUUCGAAUAACUCCGUGUUUCCUUGACCUGAGCAAAUCCGUUGAUUGACUAUGCCCGAAGAAAAGGAGAAAGUUAUUCCUGUGCGUGUUGCUUUGAGAAUAAGACCGCUGGUUCCGAAAGAAGUCGGUGAAGGUUGCAAGCAAUGUAUCAGAUGUAUACCAGAGAAUACACAAGUUGUCAUGGGCAAUGACAAAGCCUUCACUUACGACUAUGUGUUCGAUACUACAAGCAUACAAGAGGAUCUGUACAGAGAAACAAUAAUUCCGUUGCUCGAAGGCUUUUUUAAUGGAUAUAACGCCACAGUUCUCGCAUAUGGACAAACAGGGUCGGGAAAGACAUAUUCCAUGGGAACAGCAUUUACAACGUGUAACGAGACCUCAGAUGAGAGAGGUGUGAUUCCAAGGCUGAUCGAGACUGUAUUUCACUGGAUCAAUGAAAGAAAGGAAAAAACUGACUUUUUGCUGAAAGCAUCAUUUUUAGAGAUUCACAAUGAAGAAAUACAUGACCUUUUGAAUCCUUGUUCUUCUGAAGAAUGUAAGAUUGCCAUAAGAGAAACACAUGAUGGUGGAAUCAAGAUUGCUGGUUUACAGGAAGUGGUGGUAACAUGUGGGGCUGAUAUGGUGAGAUGCUUAGAGCAGGGAUCUGCAUCAAGGGCAACUGGAGCCACUGCCAUGAACAGCAGAUCAAGCCGCUCUCAUGCCAUAUUUACAAUAACUUUAGAGCAGAAGGAGCUGCAAGGGAGUGAACUCAAAAAAGCUAAGUUUCAUCUGGUGGAUCUUGCUGGUUCUGAAAGAGUAAAGAAGACGCAUGCUCAAGGGGAACGCCUCAAGGAAGGUAUUAACAUCAACAAAGGGUUACUGGCACUAGGUAACGUUAUCAGUGCGCUUAGUGAUGAGCUGAGGAAAUCUAACGCACACGUUCCUUACCGAGACUCCAAGUUGACCCGUCUUCUUCAAGACUCUCUCGGAGGAAACAGUAAUACCUUGAUGAUCGCUUGUGUCAGUCCUGCAGACAGUAAUUUCGAGGAAACCCUUAACACACUUCGUUACGCGGAUCGAGCGAGACAGAUAAAAAACAAACCAAUUGUUAAUCUUGAUCCAGCCGCGGCCGAACUGGCGCGACUUCGCCAACAGGUUCAGCUUCUUCAAGUGCAACUUCUUCAGGGACAAACCAUUACAGGAGUUAAUGCAGGAGGAGCGAGUGACGAGAACCCUAAUGCUAUCAACAUCCAAGAAAUGACGGACAGGAUUACAGAACUCGAGUCUGAAAAUGAAAAGCUGAGCUCCGAGCUACACGCCUCUGUUGAUCAGAACACUCAGAUGUACGAGAAGGUGUUGGUGGCUGAGUUAGCUCGCGAUAAGAUGCUGCGAAAAUUCAAUGAGCUGAAAGGACAUUUUAGCUCUAAAAUCACUGCAAAUGUAACUGAGUUGACGGACGAUAGCCAGGCUGAUAUGACAUUAGCCGAGGAACUUCAAACAAAGCUGCAUGAACUCGAGGAGAGUAUUAGCUCAACGAAAAAGUUGGAAGAUGUAGUUAAGGCUGAAGAGCAGUCCCCCAGUGACACGGAAGACCCGGAUGAGUGUGACGGAAGCUCUGACUCAAGCUCCCCUUCGGACGCGUCAUUUGUUUCCCAGCACGCUUUGAGGCGAGCAGAGCUUGGAAGGCAACUCCAGGAAUUGAAUAAAGCGCUGGCUCUUAAGGAAGAGUUAGCCAAUAAAAUGGUGUCGAACGACGCACGGUUGUCCAAUAUGAGAAAACAGUAUGAGGACACUGUUCGCGAACUGGAGGGUGAAAUUGCGAGGUUGGAGAAGGAAAAGGCGAGUCUUAACGUCGCCUUAACCAACAAAAAGUCUGAGGCAUCCGACAGCAAAAUGAAUGAAAGGAACAGAAAUAGAAUCAAAGAACUGGAGGCCAAAAUUUCAGAUCUGAAGAAGAAGCAGGUUGAACAACAUAAACUCUUGAAAAUGAAGGAACAAAGUGACAGCACUAUAAAGAAACUAAAUUCUGAGAUUCAGGGUAUGAAGUCGAUCCGUGUCAAGCUGAUGCGUCAGAUAAAAGAAGAAUCUGAGCGCUUCCGAGCACUGAAGGCUCAAAAAGACAAGGAAAUCAAUCAGUUAAAGCAACAGGGUCGCAAAAGGCAGUUUGAAUACAAGAAGCUGGAGAACAUUCAUCAGAAGCAACAGGCUGUCCUUAAGAGAAAAACGGAGGAGGUGUCGGCAGUUCAGAAGCGUCUGAAGAUGGCGCUGGAUCGUCAAAAAGAGGCGGCGGAGAAGAAAUCCAUGAUACAACAGCAACUCCUGGUUAGGUCAUGAAGUUGAGGUCCUUGUGAGUGUGGGCCAGGCUAGACAGACACUAGAAAAUCUCAUUGAAGACAGGAAAGUGUUGUCGAGACAGCUGGCAGAGUUAAGAAAUCAGGAACAGGAUGAGGAUGACGAACCUGCUGCUAAGAAAAUGGUCCAAGAUGCUGGCACUCCAAGCGACAAGAAAAACAAGUCUCAUAUUUUACAGAAAAGAAUCACCACCCUUGAACACGAGCUCGAACUAAGGAGUUCCCAAAUCGCUGGGCUACAGCACAAGAUUCUUGAUGCAGAGCAAGGUGAAAAGUCGAGACAUCGCUGGAACAACAUUCACAGCAUGGCUGAAGCAAAAGCAGGGCUACAAGUUUUGCUAAACAUGACAGUGGCGGCGACUCUUGUCAACACAAAGGCGGAGAAAUCUCGAGAGGAGUCUGAGUCCCAGUUAACAGAACUAAGGUCGCGUGAGGAGUCCAUGACUGAGGAGCAUCAGGCUGAAAUAAAAAGUAUUCAAAGAUCUCACGACGAUUUCGUGACAAGUCUUAAGGAAGAACACGAGGAGAAGGUCAAAUGCCUUCUACAGCAAAUACCUUCCAGCGACGCCUCAUUUAAUUCCCAGCAGGAAACAAGGGAAGAUCUUCAGGAGCAACUUGAAGCGUUGAAAGAAGAGAACAACAACUUGAAAGAGCAAUUGAGACAACUGAAGGAAGUCUUUGCAUCUGACUCUCCAUCCCCCAAACCAAAGAAACAGAAAUCAAGGAAGAAAACUGUGGAGUUGCACGAACACGACGAGGACUGGGCUAUGGAUUUGAGUGAGGAGAGCGAACAGGAGGACUUGGUUGAGCUCGACCCAGACUGGGUGAAAACCCCUAUAGGCCGUCGUCCACAACGGAGGUCUGGACGAACCACCCGGUCUACUGACGCUUCUUCAUUGCUGGUCAACAAUUCUGGGCAAGGACAGGGAUGUAAGUGCACAGGGAAGUGUGCAACAAGUAACUGUCUUUGCAAGAAGAGCUCUACCGCUUGUUCAGACGAAUGCGGAUGUAAAGCAGUGAAAUGUGUUAAUCGUCAACUGAAAUCUCUACAGGAAGUGCCAAUUGUGGAUACGGUAAUGCUAAGUGAAAAUGGAAAUGGUGAGGGAAAUGCUUCCUCACCAUCCUUAAAUGCUGACAGAAAUGGGCGACAAGCAUUGGUCGAAUUGAAAAAUGUAUCCCAAGAAAUGAAGUAUGAAAACAACAAAGCAGCGCCAUUGUCCGUUAAACAAAAUGGAACAGAGAAUCAACUGGCAACGAGUAAAAGGCCUAAAGUGUUUCACAAACCUCACUCUAGCAGUUCGGUUUCAUCUUCUGAUGAAGACGGAGGUCACUCAAAACAUCGGGGUUUCUCUAGACCCGGGUCCACACCUGGACGGUCUGUGCCCGGUCACAAAUCGAGGGCGCCUGGGUUCAGUUUUGGCUCUGCCAAGAAGAUUGUUGUAAAUAAGCCAAUUGCAAAGUUUGACCAUGAAAACAAGAGGAAACGAAAGUUGUUGAAACCUUCCAAAACAGCCUUAAGCUUGGUUAGUAAACCUUGAUAUGUAAUUGGCGGUGCAGCAGAGUACCGUGGUUUUCGAAUAUAAUUCGUAUUGUAAAUAACGUCAGCUACGAAGACUAAGAUACGAAGAACUGAAUGAGCCAAUCAGAUUUUUGUUUAUAUACA
Pocillopora damicornis (cauliflower coral) is the source of this 3998-nucleotide messenger RNA. Its product is annotated as chromosome-associated kinesin KIF4. Gene Ontology annotation, cellular component: microtubule associated complex. The record is from RefSeq and is a predicted model, not a curated record. Gene Ontology annotation, molecular function: microtubule motor activity; microtubule binding; ATP binding. NCBI's taxonomy places the organism in Eukaryota, Metazoa, Cnidaria, Anthozoa, Scleractinia, Pocilloporidae. Gene Ontology annotation, biological process: spindle elongation; mitotic spindle organization; microtubule-based movement.